Molecule: messenger RNA, 1452 nt
Organism: Lotus japonicus
Lineage: Eukaryota; Viridiplantae; Streptophyta; Magnoliopsida; Fabales; Fabaceae
Exons: 2
Coding region: 29-910 (293 amino acids)
Molecular function (GO): ubiquitin protein ligase activity
Source: RefSeq, a predicted model, not a curated record
UCGUUCGGGUAGACAAGGUGAUGGUUGAAUGGUUGCAGAGUUGCAAUUGCAGAAGGUACCAAAACGAAACGAAACAAAAGAAAGAGACACAGAAAAACCAACCAUCGAUUUGAAGAGAGUGAGUUGGGUGGGUGCGGGCCCCACUUCAUCUCUCUCUCUUAAUCCCAUUCCCACUCAUUCCCUCUUCUCACAACACACUCCGAUCCAACAACCAUUCUCCACCACCGCAACCGUCACCACCGCCACCAUGUCCACGGCGGAGCCAGAUUCAAAAACCUACUGGUGCCACGAAUGCGACAUGAGCGUCUCCCUCACUCCCUCUCCCUCUCCUUCCCCCCUCUCCUGCCCGCACUGCCACACCAACUUCCUCGAACUCAUGGACUCCCCCUCCGCCCAAAACGACGCCCCCUCCGCCCUCUUCGACGUCGUUUUCCAAGACGCACUCGCACUAUUCUCCCCCACUCCCGCCACCACCACUCGCCGCGCCGUCCCCGUGAUCGCCGCCACGCACGCUCUCCUCUCCUGCCUCGACCCCACCGGCGUUGUACACUGCGCCGUGUGUAAAGACCAGAUCGCGGUCGACGCGGAGGCUAAGCAGUUGCCCUGCGAGCAUCUCUACCACUCCGAUUGCAUCACGCCGUGGCUUGAGCUUCGUGGCUCGUGCCCGCUCUGCCGGUUUUGUCUUGAAGAGGAUGCGGUGGAGGAAGAGGAGAAUGACGGUGGUGAUGUUGCUGUUAGGAGGGAGUUGAUGGUGAGGUUGUUGGAGUUGACGGAGGAGGAUUUCUACGGGUUGAGGACUACGCUUAACCACAUUGUUAACCGGCACGCUUUUCUUCUGGAAUCCGAUGAUGGUUCUCGAGAGGCCGCGAAUCGUGAAGCUCGCGGUGGUGGUGGAGAAUCUGGAUCCUGAUGUGCUCGUGUGUCUGAGAAUUCUUCGCGGUAUGGGCUUUGUUUUCUGGUAUAUAGUGUAUUCAAAUAAAAUUGAAGUUGUAUCACCAUAGAUCGUCUUAUCAAGUGUAAAUCUGCACCGACGAUUACGCUUCUUCUGCUUUUCCCUCCUUUUUUGGGAACUCCAAUUAGCUAGUUGUAGUGCUAUAGCCAGAGAUACAAUAAACUCAUGGAAUGCACAACUAAUGUGCAUUGUCUUGCCUUCCCCUCCAUUCUCUCUAUGUUGCUCCUUGGAACUGGGUAACCACCUUUACCCAACUUUUUCUCCAUUUUAGGGAAUAAAGUCCUUGUAAAAUUAAGCUUUCAUUUGUGUUGUGUCUGUAUUACUAAAGUGGAUUCUUUCCACUGAAUCAUUUUGUUCAAGUUUUUUUCUUCUCUGUAGUAGAUAUUAUCUCCUGCUAGCAUGACUGUAGUUAGGGUAGAAGAUUGUUGAGGGAUUGAAUAAUCUCAGUGUGACUGUGUACCAUGGAAUGGAUGAGGCUUAAAUUGCAUAUUUUGUGGUUU